UUACGUUUUUCUGGCUCAGACCUAACGAUUUCAUAAGGGACUGGCUGGAUAACGGACUGAUAGCACGUUAUUUAAAUCAUAUAAUAAAUACCCGUGUGUGUGAUUUAUACUCGAAAGUCGAGUAGGCUUUUAGUUUUCAGUAUUCAUUUAGUUUGUAACACAUUUGAACUGAUGGGCGGCUCGUAUGCUCCACCGGCAAGAUAGCCAAGUCGCUCGCGUUUGCUUUCUAAUUUGAGUCACGGCAAUUUAUUUUGUUUCGCAAUUAAUUUAAUAAUUCAUUUUGGACGAGGAGGCGACGGUCAUAUCGAAGCGAAAAAAGGCGUACAGGGAGGAGGGCGAGCACCAGCGCGGGGGGAAGGAAGGAAGGGACGGAGGAAACGAGGAUCACGUCAAACAGCAGAAAGCCAACCGAGAGCGCAUUUCAUUUACCGGAGAGGUCUCCCGUGUUCGGACUUCUCCCCGAGUCUCGUUUCGUGCCCUAAGACAUUUUUUUUUCUGUAUGUGUGUGCGUGUGUGCAAUCAAAUCUCAAGACUGCAAGACUCAGGUUUUCGCAGAGGAAAGAAAGAGUAAGAAGACACAGAAAUAGGUCGGCUGCAGUUUUCUCCCAUCUUUUUGUAAAUGUCCCGUCGGUUGGAGAAAUGCGGUCUGUGUGCCUCAUUUUGAGGUCUUUUUAAUGCGUUAUAUAUCACAGGCCUAUUCCAGAAGAGGAACCAGUCGCUUCGAGAAAACUGACAUUAUGUCUAUUCAAUUCUAAAUACUUUCUAAAAGAAGAUUUCGGACUGUAUCACUUCCUCAACCCCCUCAAAACAUUUCUCCCAGCUAGUCUUCCUGCGCUGAGACCGAAGGAGCUCCGGGAGGUUAACAAACAGGUUGCCCCUGGAUCACUGGAGGUAUUGGAUUACAAUCUGACCCAGUUUACAGAAGAUUAGAGAUUAAGGUCACUGAGAGAGUGGCUCCGGUUAAAGGUCAAAGGGCAUUCCAAGAUGAGUGAGCUGGAGCAGCUUCGGCAGGAGGCUGAGCAGCUGAAGAACCAGAUACGAGAUGCGAGGAAAGCAUGCGGAGACUCAACCCUUACUCAGAUAACGGCAGGGCUGGACCCGGUAGGCAGAAUUCAGAUGCGGACGAGGCGUACUCUGCGUGGCCACUUAGCUAAAAUCUACGCCAUGCACUGGGGCUCCGACUCCAGGCUCCUGGUCAGUGCUUCACAAGAUGGAAAACUCAUCAUCUGGGAUAGCUACACCACGAAUAAGAUCCAUGCGAUCCCGCUGCGGUCGUCAUGGGUGAUGACGUGUGCGUACGCCCCGUCGGGCAACUUCGUGGCUUGCGGUGGCCUGGACAACAUCUGUUCCAUCUACAGCCUGAAGACCCGCGAAGGCAACGUCCGUGUGAGCCGUGAGCUCCCUGGACACACGGGUUACCUCUCCUGCUGUCGCUUCAUAGAUGACAAUCAGAUCAUCACUAGUUCAGGAGACACCACCUGUGCCCUGUGGGACAUCGAGACAGGCCAGCAGACCACACUGUUCUCGGGACACACGGGUGACGUCAUGAGCCUGUCGCUGAGCCCGGACUCUAGGACGUUCGUGUCGGGUGCCUGCGAUGCCUCCAUUAAGCUCUGGGACAUGCGGGACAGCAUGUGCAGACAGACGUUCACAGGCCACGAGUCCGACAUCAACGCCGUCUGCUUCUUCCCCAGCGGCAGUGCUUUCGCCACCGGCUCCGACGACGCCACGUGUCGCCUGUUUGACCUCCGGGCUGACCAGGAGCUGGGCCUCUACUCGCACGACAACAUCAUCUGUGGCAUCACCUCUGUGGCCUUCUCGCGUUCGGGCCGCCUUCUGCUAGCCGGCUACGAUGACUUCAACUGCAACAUCUGGGACGCCAUGAAGGGAGACCGCGCGGGAGUGUUGGCAGGACAUGACAACCGUGUGAGCUGUCUGGGCGUGACUGACGACGGCAUGGCAGUGUGCACUGGCUCCUGGGAUAGCUUCCUCAAGAUAUGGAACUGACCGCACACGCACACACACACACACACACACACCCCCCUAUUUAUCACUUUAUUCACAUCACACCCUUCAGCACAUGCUAUAUGCCUAUUUUAUUGUACAUACGACAAACACCAACACGUUCACAUGCACAAACACAAGCAUAUUGUACAUAAUAUAUAAAUAUAUAAUGCCAGCUAGGUAUGGAUUUACAAUGACAUCGCUUUAUAUACAUGUUGCCAGUAACAGUGUAUGCAGGAUUGGCCCAGUGGAGCUAAACACACACACACACACACACACACACACACACACACACACACACACACACAGGAGGUGUACAAGUUUUAAGUUCAAAAAGUAAAUGUCCUGCAAGUUGAUUUCACUGAUGAAGUCCACUUAGCAAACCCAGAUGUUCAGAACAAAAUCUUGGGAAGGGCAUUUGCUCUUUAUACCUAAACUAUCCACGUCUGACUCACACAGGCACACACGCACACACACACACUUGCUCCAGUUAUGUUUGCAGGGGAGUCUUUCAACACAAUGUAGAAUAUACACAUAGACUCAUACUAAUUGACAAAAACAUGUUUGGAGAGGAAAGGGUAUUUGGUGUCCAACUUCUCUCAUUUGGACUCGUAUUUUUAAAAAUGUAUGUUUAUUUGAACAUAAACACAGCCGAUAACUACACACGUCAUUUUUUAAGAUGGACACAGACUCUUGUCCUCCAAGGAGACAGAGAGAAGACUUUGGUACUGUUUCUUUUCGAUUUUUUAUGUUGUAUUUUCCACUGUUCUCAGAAGCAGGUUUUCAGUGUAGGCGUGUCUGAAGUGUGUUUUACAAACUAAGAUGGAAGCACUGAGGAAGAGGAAGACGCUGAAGAUGAUCUUGGUAGGCUCUCCCAACAUACCACAACAUCUUAGUGGUCUGAAAUCAACACUGCUGUAGUUCGUGGUUUGAUAGGCUUCCUCUGGCAUAUAUUGUACAAGUAAAUGUUUUUUGUUUUAAUGGGGUUUUUUUUUUUUUUGGUUUAUAUUUUUAAUUUUUAAAAAUGCUUAUUUUGUUCAUGUUUUCCCCGUGUGCCUCAGAUAACACUGUAAGGAAAAUGAAUAAAAGUUGACAAAAAUGCUUUGGAAA
Molecule: messenger RNA, 3114 nt
Organism: Electrophorus electricus (electric eel)
Lineage: Eukaryota; Metazoa; Chordata; Actinopteri; Gymnotiformes; Gymnotidae
Gene: gnb2
Product: guanine nucleotide binding protein (G protein), beta polypeptide 2
Biological process (GO): signal transduction
Molecular function (GO): protein binding
Source: RefSeq, a predicted model, not a curated record